GCUCGCACGUUCGUUUAUUCUGUGAGCCAGGCCCGUUUCGCUCGUUCGUCUAGGUCAUCGCAUACGACCUGGUAGGGCACAAUGCUCCUGACGAAGCUGAUACAGGGCUUUGGAGCCCUGUCCGUCGCUCAUCUUGCCUUUGCUGUGGAGGAACCGCUGUAUCGGAGGACGAACGAGACAGGGAAUACAGAAGAAGGGAACCAGGUCGACUACAAUGGCAACCAUUACACACCAGAAUGCUCCAAGACGAAGACGGUUACCCACAUCGAAACAAAGACGACCACUUGCUUUGAGACCCGAGACCCAGCCGGCCUCGACAGUCACGGUCACGGUCACGGACUAUGCUACCGCUACCGCUACGGCAACGGUCACCGACCUGGAGACCGUGAGCUGGCUUACCACGCAAACAAACGAGGUCACGGCCACAGCAACCGUUACCGAAGAGACGACCGAGUUCAUCACUACGACGCAGAUCUCGACCUACACGACGUCCUACCCGGUCACCGAGACCACAACGGUCUGCAAUGGGUAUGGUUGGGCAUGCGAGGUUAGCACGACGACCAAAUGGCGGACGACAACGACAACAGAGACCAUCAGGACGACAAUCCCGACCACCAUUGUCAAGCCCACCACCAUCAUUAAGCCUACCACCAAGACCAACAGCGUCACUGUGGUCAAGACCACCACGGCGACCAAGACGCAUACUACAACUUACACCACGAGUUUCAGUUAUCCGGUCACGGUCACCUCGGGGACGACAGAAUGGAGCAUCUCCACUCAGACAGUCAUCUCGACAUAUAUCACCACUUUUGUCACGACUGUUCCGACGACGGUCCCAACGACCCUCACGGUGCCAACAACUGUGACUAACACCAUUGUGACCACUGACGUCGUGCCGACAACAUUGACAGACACCACGACCUUGACCAAGACGUCGACAUUGGUCACGUCGUAUCCAGUUACGGUAAUCGACAGCACGACAAUCUACACGACGGAGACAUCUGUGGUGACAACGACCACCGUCUCCACCUACACCACUGUGAGCACCUACACGACGACCCGGGAGCUCACAGACACCGUCACGGACACGCUCACGGUGCCAAUUACCCAGACGGUGCCGACGACUCUGACAAACACUAUCGUGACGACUGAACUUGUGCCAACUACAUUGACAGACAGCACGACAAUAACCCGCGUCUCGACGUUUACCACGUCGUACCCGGUUACCGUAACUGAUAGCACGACGAUCUACACAACCCAGACGUCCGUGGUGACCGCGACGACCGUCUCUACGUACACCACGGUGAGCACCUACACGACGACCCGGGAGCUCACAGAUACCAUCACGAACACAGUCACGCAGGUCACCACGCUACCUGCCUCUACUCUCACUGAAGUUAUUACCACGGUCCUCCCCCCGACCACCGUCACUACCACCAGGGAUGGAGAAGUGAUCACGUCGAUCAUCCCCGGGCCCACGGUUACGACAACGACCACUGCCACCCUGCCCCCGGUCACUGUCACGCUGCCCGGGACAACAGUGAUCCGCGAUGUGACGACUUGCCCUGCCCCAACGAAUACGGCUCCGGCGGUCCGGCAGACGAAACCGGACCAGCUCUGGGGUUGUGACCCAGGACUCGUCUGCAAUCCGCCAAAGCCUCCUGGCUGCAACCUGUGGGCCGAGGCGCCGAGUGACGACUAUGUGUGCGAGCCACAGUACUGCAUCCCAGCCCCGUAUUACCCGUGGGUGCAAUGGCCGGAGAACGAGACGGGCUACUACCCCCCGACCGAAGGGUAUUUCAACCUCAAUCCCAAUGCAUUCGGCCUGAGCUACGACAUCUUUGAGAUGGACGUGAUUGUCACGAAGAUUCACGGCCAUAAGACGACCAUCACGACGGGCAACUGGGCCUCGCAGACCGACCUUACACAUUGGUCGGCCGAGCCCACCUCCACGACGACGACGGUAGCAGCGAAUAAGUACUACGCGCGUGGGGGUUCUAGUCACCGUCUUUCGAAGCGCGACGCGACCAUCAUUCCCCCGCUCUGCUAUGCCAUCUGCAACAAUAUGAACAUUGAAGCCCAGCGGGUGGGCCUGAGGAGCAGUUUGUGCGAACCCGACUCCGUCUUCAUGGUUGCUUCUUCGAACCUCAAGAAGUGUAUAGCAGCCAACAGUGCCGACGUCAUGACAACGUGGCGCACCGUGCGGGAUGUGUUUCACGAGGACGUCUUGGAAUUCUGCGACAUCCAGCCACCCGAACAGCCGACGUCCAGCACAGGGCUUCCGCCGCAGUCACAGGUGACCGAGACGCCGACAAUCCAGACGAGCACACAGGCGCCGCCGAAUACGAACACUGAACCGGUGCCGAUUACCAGCACGCCCACCACCUCGACGACAAAGACCAGUGAGCAACCCGCCCCGUCGACAUCUACUGAGACGCCUUCUUCGACCACGUCACCCUCAAGCUCGACACAGCCGACGUCGACUUCCUCGACCUCCCCGACCUCCUCCGAGUCAUCGUCGGUCUCGUCCACAUCCACGUUGGCAGAAUCGUCUUCGAGCCCGUCUUCUACUACGCAGGGAGAAGAGAUCUCGUCGUCUCUAACGAGCGAGGUUCCGCCACCGUCUUCUGGACCAACAAUCACGACUGGCCCGACGACGACGGCGGUGGGCGGUGGUGUCGGUGGUGGCAACUCGACCACCACCCUCACCACCUCAUCCUCGGGCCGCCCGCCAACCACAUCCAUUGCCACCGCCGCUGCGGGCAGGGUUAUGCCGCGGGGCGCGGGCGCCGGUAAUUUGUUGGCGUCGUUCUUCGCUGCGCUGUUUUUCAUCUAGUGCGGUCGUCCCUUUUCCUUGAGGGGUGGCUGAGAGCAGCGUGUUUGCUCCAUUCUUCACUUCUAAUGCUUAAUUUUGGCUUGGUCGGAGGGAGAAAAUAAAAAGAAACAUGGUUUAACUAAUGGUUGUUGUUAUGGACG
This is a messenger RNA of Chaetomium strumarium, 2976 nucleotides long. RefSeq lists its product as uncharacterized. The coding region runs from base 215 to 2836 and encodes 873 amino acids. The transcript has 6 exons. The record is from RefSeq and is a predicted model, not a curated record. NCBI's taxonomy places the organism in Eukaryota, Fungi, Ascomycota, Sordariomycetes, Sordariales, Chaetomiaceae.